GGCGGGUGGGCUGCUUUUGUGGGCACCUGGGGGCAAGGUGUGCAAACCGCAGGUGCAAAGGUCCUGGGUCCGGAAUCUGCGCACCUCAGACCCAGCGAGGAGGCCCAGAGGCGGGGCUGGCUAGGCGGGGACAGGGGGCGAGGGAGGAGGGCGCAGGGUGCACCCUGCUGCACGAGGGGUAUUCGGACUUUUACGCCCAGUGAGGGGGCGCCACCGGAGGGACAUGAGCAGCGCCUGGGGUCAGGGAUGAGGCAGGCGCCCAGAGGGGAGGGGACCGCUGUGGCUCCCGAGAGAUGGGUCGGGGCAGGACCUGGACCACGGCCGUUGGGGUGGCGAGAACUGGCUGAGAUUUGGAGAUUGAAGUUUUGGACACAUCUCAAAGGUGGCGCUGCCUGGACGGCCGCGCUCGGGGCCCCGCGAGCCCGCGACCCCGCCGCCCCCUGGUGCGCGCCGUCCAGGCCAGGACCCUCGAGGCCGCUGUCACCGCGAGGGGGCGCCGCCGCCGCCGCCCCAUUUCACCCCUGCUCGCUGACUCCCCCCAAAAUUCCCUUUUACUUUCGAUCCCUGGCUGUCACCCAGUUUGGCCCUUCCACACCCAGCCGGGGCGAGCCUGACGCGGCCACAGGCAUGAGGGGCCCCGGGGCGCGAUGACAGUGCUGGCGCCAGCCUGGAGACCAACGGUGUCCGCCCCGCUGCCGCUGCCCCUGCUGCUGCUGCUGCUGCUGAGCCCCAGCCUGCUCGGGACCCCCAGCUGCUCCUUCCCCCACAACCCCAUCUCCUCCAACUUCAAAGACAAAUUCAACAAGCUGUCUGAGUACCUGCUCCAGGAUUACCCCGUCACGCUGGCCGCCAACCUGCAGGACGAGCAACUCUGCGGGAAGCUCUGGCACCUGGUGCUGGCCCAGCGCUGGAUGGAGCAGCUCAAGACGGUGGCGGGGUUGAAGAUGCAGGAGCUCCUGGAGGCCGCCAACACGGAGAUACACUUUGUCACCUUGUGUGCCUUCCAGCCCCUCCCCAGCUGCCUUCGCUUCGUCCAGACCAACAUCUCCCACCUCCUGCAGGACACUGUGGCUCAGCUGGAAGCCAUGAAGCACUGGAUCACCCGCAGGAAUUUCUCUCAGUGCCUGGAGCUGCGGUGCCAGCCUGGUCAGGCGUUCCACAGCCACAUGGGGCAAAUGGCUGCUCUGCUGGACAGCCCGGUACUAUACCAUCAAAAUGAAGAGCCCUCCACAGCACUGCCCCCAGCAAGUCCAGGGGCCCAAGAGGCAACAGAGCUGCCGGCCCCGGCAUCCCAGUCCCCGCUCCUCCUCCUGCUGCUGCUGCUGCCGCCCACCCUGCUGCUGCCGGCCGCUGUCUGGUAUCUGCUCAGAUGGCGGCUGGGGCAAAGGCGCCCCUUCCCCACAGGCCCCAGGACGUGUUGCCGGUCUAGUGCCGAGCCACCCGAUGCCUGGUCCUGGCCGACGCAUUUGUCAUCCUGUUCACAGAGGAGGACACAGCCCGGCAGAGGAGUCACCUGCCAGAGGACGCGCCGGGCACAGCGGAAGUUGGCCGCAGGCUGCCGCCCCCCUCGUCGCUGCUGCCACUCUGGCCCUCUUCCCAGGACAGAGGCGACGCCAGGACGCAGCCCCGGCCCGCUCACCCCUCGCUGUACAAAGCCCUUGUCCUCAGAAACCUGUAUAUAAAUCGUUCUUUUCUACCA
Chinchilla lanigera (long-tailed chinchilla) is the source of this 1699-nucleotide messenger RNA. It is a transcript of the gene Flt3lg, whose product is annotated as fms-related tyrosine kinase 3 ligand. Bases 648 to 1682 code for a protein of 344 amino acids. NCBI's taxonomy places the organism in Eukaryota, Metazoa, Chordata, Mammalia, Rodentia, Chinchillidae. The record is from RefSeq and is a predicted model, not a curated record. Gene Ontology annotation, biological process: positive regulation of cell population proliferation. Gene Ontology annotation, molecular function: receptor tyrosine kinase binding; cytokine activity. The transcript is spliced from 10 exons. Gene Ontology annotation, cellular component: membrane; cell surface.